AUGACUAAAUUUUUUAAAAGUUGUGCCAUGAGGACGGCUGCAAUAUGCUUGGAACAAGAGAGGCAUUUACUGCGUCGAAGACUGGAAGAAGCCAAAGGUGAGAGUGAAGCACGUGCUCUGGAACUACAAACAGACGUUGAAACAUUGAGAAGCCAGUUGGAGGAACAAAGUGAACGUGCGAGACGAGCAGAACGUGAGCAAGCAACUUUAGUCAGUGAACUUACGGCUCAAAAUAUUCGACUAGCGGAUCAAUUGAGAGAAGCUUCUAAAUCAGAGGAUCAAUUGCUCACUGAGAUAAAAUUACUUAGAGAUAAAUGCACAUUGCGAAGUACAACUCUCCAGGAUCACGUUAGUAGUCUAGAAAUUCUCCGCGAUGAGGUGCAAUUGGUUUCGGCACAAAGAACAGAGUUGGAAAGGCGAUCUCUUGAAUUGCGAGAAGAGAGAGCUAGAGCUGUUUCAGCCCUGGAGGAAGCCGAGGAAAGGGCUGCGGCCUUGGAGAGACUCAGCCAUGAAGCGGAACACCGAGCGAAAGCAGCCGAGCAGGAGAGAGGCCGGUCUGGGUCAAUACAGAAGCCACCGAGGUCGUUGCAGGCGGAAAUGGAGUGCGAGGUAAGCGGUAGCUCAAUGGGGGAGCAAGAGGACAUCAGAGCGGAAGUAGCGAGGGCGUGCAAACGACUACGAGAGCUUAACACGCACCUGCGACGGGGCGAGGACGACUCGGGACUGCAGAGUGACUGUGACGAGUCAAUGCCCGUCAUUGUCACCAGUGUUGAGACCGAGGACUAUUGUUCGGGAGCACUCACUGAGCUUGUUGAAGAAACGUACAGUCUUGCUCUGACCGGAAGAGGAGCGCCAGGAGAGCUGGGUCUCGCAGUAGAAUUGCAUCGAGUUACUGAGGAUUUGGAGCAUACAAAACAGCAACUAAAACAAGUUCAAGAUGAAUUAAAGAGACGUGGUGAAGCUUUACUGGACACGACAAGUAAAUUGAGCGUGUGUGAAGCCGAGUUGCGUGGGGUACGUGAGGAACGUGAUCGUGCUAGAGAUGACAUUGAGGACUCCGAGCUCAAUAGAGAUGAAGUGAUUGCUCAAGCAUACGCAGUGAGGGACCAAGCUGUUGCGAGAAAAAAUAGAGCGGAAGUUGAAUUAGCGAGAACCAGGAUAGACGUGCUUCAGGUUAAUAGUCAGCUGAUGGAAGCGAUUCAGCAGAAAAUUGAACUAAGUCAGCAGCUGGAGCAAUGGCAGAUGGAUAUGCAGGCUCUCAUUGAUGACCAUGUUAAGAGCAAACUAACCCCCCCUAGUGCUCAUAUAGGAAAUGGUAAUUCUAAUGAGAGUACUGAAGUUACCGCCCCUGUCAGAAAAAAACGCAGCACAGGCAGCUCCAAGAAAAUGUUUGGUUAUUCAAUUUUUUAUGUUGAGUACAGUAUGUCGCCGAGUAGA
This is a messenger RNA of Cotesia congregata, 1437 nucleotides long. The record is from the annotation of a GenBank genome assembly. Lineage: Eukaryota; Metazoa; Arthropoda; Insecta; Hymenoptera; Braconidae.